Cryptomeria japonica (Japanese cedar) is the source of this 4096-nucleotide messenger RNA. RefSeq names its product disease resistance protein RPV1. Lineage: Eukaryota; Viridiplantae; Streptophyta; Pinopsida; Cupressales; Cupressaceae. Gene Ontology annotation, biological process: signal transduction; defense response. The coding region runs from base 204 to 3959 and encodes 1251 amino acids. The transcript is spliced from 5 exons. The record is from RefSeq and is a predicted model, not a curated record. Gene Ontology annotation, molecular function: ADP binding.
GCCAUCGGCCAUGUUUAGCCGGUUUACUUUUUCACUGGAAUCCUGUGUCAUCCGUAAUGCCAUGACUUGCCCAUCAUUUCCUAUCCAAAGUUCACCAAGUCUUUAUACGCAUUUGCUCACACCUCUUUUACCUGGGGUUUACAGCACUUGGUCUGAAGCUUCCUGUCUGCCCACUUCAAUUCAAUUCAAUUCCAUUACCUAUCAUGGCAACAUCUUCAUCUUUCACAGGUCCCCAACAGCAGGAGGAACUCUGGCAGGCUUUUGAUGGAAUCGUACCACCAUCUGUGGGCACAUCGUCCUCAACACUUGCUAAGCAGCCAUGGGAUGUGUUUAUCAACCACCGUGGACCUGAUGUUAAACACACACUGGCAACUGCUAUCUAUAAUGCACUUAAUCGUAUGGGUUUACGAAUUUUCCUAGAUGUAGAAGCACUUCAGCCAGGUGAUCUCAUACCCAUGCAUAUACAAGAGGCCAUGAGAAGUGCUUCACUUCAUAUUGCUAUAUUCUCAAAGAGCUAUGCACAUUCCCCUUGGUGUUUGGCUGAGCUGUCAUUUAUGCUCAAAACUGGCACCCGAAUUGUUCCUGUCUUCUACUAUGUUGACCCUUCUGAUCUUAGAUGGGUGGGUCAAGGAAAAGGAAUUUAUUCUCCUGCAUUUUCUCAAUAUGAACAGAAGGGCAGGUAUACCUCGGAAAAGCUUGAGGAGUGGAAGAUGGCACUGCAGAACAUUUCAUUUCAUUCUGGCUUUGUGGUUAACAAUGACAAGGAUGAGGAGCAGCUGUUAAAGAAUAUAGUAAAUAUUAUAGUCAAGGUUAUUAAAAUAGUCCCUUUCAAGGUAGCCAAAUAUCCAGUUGGGCUGGAUGAUGCUGUACAAGAGUUUGAUUGUAGACUUGAAUCUAUCCAGAGUCAGAAGAAUGUGCAGAUUGUGGGGAUAGUGGGUAUGGGUGGAUCGGGUAAAACUACACUGGCUAAAGAGUUGUACAACAGAAAAUGCUCUUCCUUCCACAGCUCCAGUUUUCUGUUUGAAGUGCGAGAUGCUGCAAGCAGAAAUGCUUUACUUGAGAAGCAGAAAAAGCUUCUGCAGGACCUUGGUGCCACAUAUUUAUCAUUGGACAAUGUAGAAGAAGGCAGAGGAAUUCUAGCAAAUUACUUGAGAGAUCUUUGUGUACUCAUAAUUUUGGAUGAUGUGGAUCACGAAGACCAUCUUCAUGCUUUACUGCCAACAAAAGACAAUCUUGGAUCCAAUAGUUUGAUCAUUGUCACAUCUCGUGAAUUGGGAGUUCUUACAAAGUGGGGCACCUCUUCUAUUUAUAAAAUGAAAGGAUUGGAACCCUCGCAUGCCAAGCAACUUUUCUGUUGGCAUGCUUUCUUACAAUCACAUCCAGUGGAGGGAUUUCAAAAUCUAGUUGAAAAGUUCUUAAAUGUUUGCAAUGGAUUGCCUUUGUCUCUCAAGGUCUUUGGAGGACACGUUUAUGGCAAAUCCACAGAUUACUGGGUAUCUCAAUUGAAUAAAAUCGCCAGGAUAUUGCCAGAGGACAUUAAACAAACACUAAAAGUAAGCUAUGAUGCCCUAGAUGAAGAAGAGAAAGAAAUAUUUAUGGACAUAGCUUGUUUCUUCAUUGGAGAAAAGAGUACUUUGGCCAUUGAAGUAUGGGAUGGAUGCGGGUGGAAUGGUUUGCAUAGUUGGGAAACACUUGUGAAUAAGUGUCUGGUUGACCUAGACAAAGAAAAUUGCAUAAGAAUGCAUGAUCACCUUAGAGAUUUGGGAAGGGAUCUUGCAAAGAGACACUCCCCCUCUCGUAUAUGGCUUGCAGAGCAGAUAUUUAACACUCGGAAACAAGCCAGGGAAAUAAUGCCUAUAUGUGGGAUAAAGAAUACUGAAUAUAUUAACCGGUCAGCUCAUCACCAACCACCUUUAGAAAAGUUUAUCAAGGUUAUGGGAUUCUCCAACAAAUGGUUUAGGCGCUCUCAAUCUUCCAUGGUUGGAUUGAGAAUUCUUGUUGGUAGUGGAAACAUGUUUAUCAAAGAAUUUGCCAGAGCGUCAGAUCUUGUCUGGUUUCGCUGCUAUAACUUUCAGAAGAAAAAUCUUCAUUCAUGGACUUCAUUGAGAAAUCUAAGAAUUCUAGAGCUUCUGUGUGCUGGAAACUUACAUGAAUUGUGGGCUGAUAAGCACCCUCCUUUGCAGUUGAGAGAGCUGAUUAUCAGUGACGGAUAUAAAUUGCAGAGAUUUCCAACUUCAAUAGGAUGUCUAAAGAAUUUGAAAAAAAUAACCUUAAUUGGUAAGUACAAUCUAUUGAAGAAUCUCCCAAACGAAUUCUGUGGUCUCCAAUCCUUGCAGCACCUGGAGUUACCGUACUGUGAAAUAUCUUGCCUACCAACCAGUUUUGGGAAUUUAAAAAACCUUCGACAUAUAAACUUGCAAAAUUGCAAGGAGCUGAAGCUGUUGCCAGUUUCUUUCAAGCAACUGAUACACCUUCAACAUCUUGAUUUAUCAUAUUGUGAGAAGCUUAGCUUUAGGUUAGAUAUGCUGGAAAACCUAGCAAUGCUAGAAUAUUUGAAAUUUUCAGGAUGCAAAGAAUUGCAAGAGCUGCCUCAUCAAAUCACAAAUCAAGUGUCGUUAAGAGAGCUCUAUGUGGAAGGUACCAGCUUAAAGGAUUUGCCAAAUAAUAUUGGUGAACUGGAAAACUUGAAAAGGCUCUGUGUAGAUCGUACCAAGUUAAGGGAUGUGCCGGCUAACAUUGGGCAGCUCACCAGUUUGGAAGAACUGCAUAUAGGGAGUCCUUUCUUGACAGGCUUGCCAUCAUCCCUUGGAAAUUUGUCCAGUUUGAGUGAUCUCAACAUUCUGGGUUGUGAAAAGUUGGAAUCUUUGCCAGAAUCUGCAGGGAAUCUAAAUCUGUUAAAGAGUUUACUCAUAAGGGAAUCAGGACUGAAAUGCUUUCCAAAUGUAUUUGGUCAAAUGCCACAUCUUCAAGUUUUGCUGAUUCGUAAUUGCCCACUCACAGAAUUACAGUCUUGUUCUUCAUUAUGCAAGUUCCAGCAUAUAGAUAUAUGCUACACACAAGUGUCACAGAUAUCAAUACUUGAAGACACUUUUGCCAAACUUGAAACUCUCACAUUAUAUCAAAAUGACUAUCUGACAGAUAUUGAAAACCUUCCAACAUCACUGAAGAAAGUUGAAUUGAAAAAUUGUAAAGCGUUGAGGAAGAUACAGGGUAUUGGCAGUCUGGUAAACCUUCAAAGUCUCCAUAUAUCUGAGUGUCCCCAGUUAAUUGAGCUCCCAAGUUUUGCAGAUCUAUCUUCGAUCAAAUGGAUUAUAAUGCAAGGUUGCGAUAAAGUAGAGAAAAUGGAAGGUGUGGAACAUUUGACAUCAUUGGAGUUUAUUAGAGCAAGGACCUGCUGGAAGUCACCAGGCAUACAAAGUUUUGAGUACAUGGAGCGAUUGAGAACAGUGGAACUGAUUGCAGAGUAUAGAUCAGCUCUUCAACCCUGCAUUCAGACUAUAAAGAAAUGGCCAAAUGAACUGGUAAUACGUGGAAGGGCAGUGAGUGAUGCAGAGUCAAUUAUAAACAAUCUUGCCUUUCCCAACCUUACUGUAGUGCACUCUACCAAGAAGGAUGAAAAUAGUUGGAUGUUAGAAUUUCAGAAGACAUGUACCUCCAAUGUUGUUCUUGUGUGUUUUGCUACAAAUUCUUGCACAGUUACUAAUUUCUGUGUAAAGGCCAGAUAUCCAAUGAUGGUAAAAACAUUGAUAAAAGCACCUUUGGGAAUAGGGAGAUGGGUGUUUGUAGGUGUGUUUACGAAUGGGUCCAGGCGUAUUGAAUUGGGCAUAGAAUCUAUUGAAGGCAUCCUAUAUGGUGUACAAGGUGAUGCAUUGAAAGGAAUUGUAGUGGUGGGGGAAGAAAGGAAAGUUAUUGAAGCAUUUUGCCAUUUUUGGCCCUUGUUUGGAAAUAGUGGGAACUAAGUUUGAUGGUUUGUCUUCAUUCAGGGUUUCUUAGUGUAAAAUGAAAUAAAACAUUUCUGAAAAGUCAAGACUACUGCUAAACAUUUGUAUGUCUGUAUUUAGUAUUUCUCAAUGCGAAAUGUAUAUCCUCAGUAUUA